Messenger RNA from Paramuricea clavata, 740 nucleotides. The record is from the annotation of a GenBank genome assembly. Lineage: Eukaryota; Metazoa; Cnidaria; Anthozoa; Malacalcyonacea; Plexauridae.
AUGCCCGUAUCAACCAUCAAGAUACAUGAAUCAGAUCGGCCCUGGAUGAACAAUAAUCUAAAACAGCUCAUCUCUCGUUGCCAAAAAGCUUUUACAUCUGGUAACAAUCCUCUCUACCAAAUUCUAAGAAACAAAGUCAACCAAGCAUGCAAACGCGGCAGAAAAUCCUACUACGUUAACAAAGUUAAAGGUUUACGAGAUUCCAAGCCCCGUGACUGGUGGAGAGAAGUUAAACAGAUUUGCGGCGCCAGUAAAAUUCCAAAAAGGAACCUAACCUCAUUACUCCAUCCAAACCUUGUCUGUGAUAAGGAAUCUCUGGCUGAAAACAUCAAUUCGGCGUUUGUCAACAUAAUGAAUGAUUAUUUACCUCUCAUGUCAGAUUGUAUACGUGUAGAAAUGGCUGAUGAUCGACCAAUAUCUGUCACUGAACACUCUGUCGCAAGAGAGCUUUUAGAGCUAAAUGCUUCUCGUGCCAGUGGUCCCGACAACCUCCCUAACUGGGUACUUAAAAAUUUUGCGUAUAUUCUAGCUGCCCCAACUGCUGAUAUCCUAAAUACUUCGUUAUUGGAAUGUAAAGUUCCUGAUGCAUGGAAACUUGCCAAUGUCUGUCCUGUUCCUAAGGCAUCUUCUAUCUGCAAUAUCAGUGAGGAUUUAAGAGCAAUCUCUCUAACACCCACUGUAAAUGUUCAUUAAUCUUUAUUCAUGUUUUAUCUUUAGGUUACUUGGUUUUGGCCGGGUAA